AUGGUAGAUCUUACGACUGCAGUCGGAGCGAAGCCACGCAAAGCGAAUGCAGUUGUCAUCUCCGAAGAACAGAACCUCAACACUAGUUAUGUCCAGCUGCCGCAUUUGGACGUCAGUCGACCUGCACGCAUUGUCGCUUGCACCAUUGCCGGUCUCUCCACCAUUCGAGAUGUAAGAAGUGAACUAGUCCUAUCGGAAGACAACGGGAAUGCAGGGAGCAGCAGCCUUGUGCUCACGGAGCGAAAGCAGCAAAGGAAAUGCAGUGUCACUCCGAAGAACUCAACACCUAUAUGUCCAGCUGCCGCCUUUGACUUAGUCGCUGCACCAUCUGGUCUCUCCACCAUUCGAGGUAGUGCUGAAUUCCCAAGGAUAGACGAGGAUGAUACAAUCACUGUUCUAGUUAACCGAAAACCAGAGCCACAGACAGUAAGUAGCUUUCACCUGUGUCGUCGGCAUACCCCUGUUGGAGUCUCUUCUAUUAAGGAAACCACACAGUCUAGUGAGCUACCCUUUAUUCGCGAGUCUAGAUAUGUCAUCACUUCUGAAUGCAUAUCCAGCCAGAAUGUUUCAGCUUCACAACAUCUAGUGUCUAUCAAUAAUGAUGACCAAGGUGGCGUUAUCAAUGAGACUGUUGAUGGCUCCAAUGGUAACAGUACCACAGAUCAGUCUACCCACUCGGAGUCAAAGGAAGCUACGCUGACUACAGCGGAUUCUGGAGUUACCACCGACCAAAUAAAGAAACCUGUAUCGGCAGAUAAAAGAAGAUGCAGUGAUCGCAUGUCACAAAGAAGGAAAUCGAGCUUCAGAAGUAAAUACUACUUCACUCGAGACCUCCCAGGGGACAAUGCAAACCAGAGCACAGAUCGCCCAGCCACAGGCCGAAUCCGUCGACAACCCAUGAAAAAGGGCAUUGUUUGGAAAGGCGUUGAAAUCCCUGAGGAUUUCCUCACUACUCUUGGAUACAUCCCCUGUCGAUCAGUGAAGCUACGUGGUCGGCAUAGCCCACCAGAUGUGCUGUACACAACUAUGCCACUUGAUGUUCUUGGCAACUGAGAUUGGUGCUGCAAUCUAUCAGCAUACAUCGAAACAAUGUCUAAAGAUCUACUGAAAAAAGACCCUUGCAGACAUUGAAAUCUACUUAUAAUUGGGAAGAAUGUUUUGCAUUAUGUGCAGCCGCUUUGGAACACUGAUAACUUAAGAACCACCAAAAUCCAACAGAAAGGCCAGGUCUCCUUUUCUUUACAUGUUGAAAUUGGAUAUAUAUAUUCAUGUGUGAAAGUGGAUAAUCAUAUGGUGAAAGUGGUUAUAUCCCACACUCAUUAUAGAGUGCUUUUUUUUCUAAUUCACUGAUAUUUUCUGUUCCAUUGUGAUUUGUUUAUGCUACAUGCUACUUUAACACUUCAGCAUCGGUAAAAAUUCACCCAGUAAAAUAAAUCAGAAUUGAACUGAAAAUCAGGCUAAAACCGUUAGCCAUGUUAUCUAUUUGGAAUAAGGGGUUGAACAAUAUAGUUUAUUACUUGUUGUAAUUUUUAUUUUUUGACUGAUAACAACUCAGGACGUUAAUAAUUAAGAUGGAGCUCAUAAUUAAGAUGGAAGUAUGAUUUGAAGUUUGAAGUUUUGUGCAAAUAAUUUAUGGAUAAUCUGUGUGAUUGAAUUGACGUGUAAUGAAUUAUUACCUUAUUCUAGUUAUUAAAUAUAGUAUUAUAAAUUAUUAUUUAUUUUCAAGGCACCAGAAAACAGCAGGCAAGUGGUUUGCAAAUGUAUUUAUAUAUAUGUUAACAUGUCAUGGAUGCCUGCAUGGCCUUCUGUAAAUUUGGUGUUGUAAUAUCGCCUAGAUGCUAUAAGACAAGGCAAAGCCCCAAUAUUUUGUACGAUCUGAUAAGCAUUUCUGCUCAAUUUAAAGAAAAAGUAGAAGUUGGGCUAAACCUGCGACAGGGUCAGCAGUAAUUCAUAUAAGUAUUUAAUUUAGGACAUUACGGGUUUGUAUUUAUUUGGAUUAUUAACUAUUAUGUACUUAUUUAUUUGCAUUAAUCUAUAUACAAAUGUUAUAGCAUUGUAAGUACUAAAUGUACACUAGUUGUUUAAUUAAUUAAAUAGUACUGUCAGUUAAGACUCCCUUGUUAAAUUAUAGCAAAGUAGUCCGUUCUGGUAAAAGUAUUAAUAUUGUUUUUCCUGUAGUACAUCUUAAUAUAGAUUUAUUUGUGAUUUAAGAAAACGUUUCAUCUACUAGUUAAAACGUAGAAAAUUAAAUGCAGAAUGAUAUGACCUGAUUGUUAAGAUGAUAAAUUUAUUGUUAAAAUAUGAAAAAAGCUUUCAAAUAAAAUUUUGGUUAACGUGAUAAACGGACCGCGGCUGUUCAUUUAAAAUUAUAGCGAAAGAGUAAAUUCUGCUAUUGCUUACACAGAAAAUGUGCCACUUAUUUAAAACAAU
This is a messenger RNA of Priapulus caudatus, 2430 nucleotides long. RefSeq lists its product as uncharacterized. The transcript has 11 exons. The coding region runs from base 1 to 1053 and encodes 350 amino acids. NCBI's taxonomy places the organism in Eukaryota, Metazoa, Priapulida, Priapulimorpha, Priapulimorphida, Priapulidae. The record is from RefSeq and is a predicted model, not a curated record.